GUAUGUCAGGGAGAGAUGUGGUAGCAUCCUUUACAGAGCAAGGAUAGCACAGACUUUAUUACCUGUGUGUAUGAUUCGCUGUACGCUCACCUUUCAGGGGAUACUGUGGCACAGUUAUUGGGGCAAGUUCUUAAUCACCUGUUCACAGCAGGCAUCCAUUAUUUGGCACUUUUGGAGGAGAUUGAGGUGUUAUCCACAGCUUACUGUGGAUGUAGACACUUCCUCAGUUCCUUCAUGGCAAGAAGACUCAGUGAUGUGCGCCUAGCAUGGCUGUGGCUCCUGCACCGACCACCAAGGGACCGGUAUGGCUUUUAGCCGCAUCACUAAACUGGACCCCCCGUCCCGAGGCAUCUUCAGGAAAGCGGUGGUCAUGCUGUGCUCCCUCCUCGCCUCUUUUUUCCUCCUGCACCUCCUCACCGAAAGCUGCACCACCACCACCGGCAACUCACCGCCCAGAGGCUCCUCUAGUCGGGCUGCUGGUCUUUUCGAGGACCUGAGUUCGCUGAGGACCAAGAGACUGGUAUAUGAAUGGACUGGCGGAUCGGAGUUGAACCGCUACGGGACCGCCGCGCGCACCUCACAGGUCCUCGCGGAUGAGCGCGCGACGCAGGAUUCGGAGCUGCCCGAAGAGGCUCUCGUGCUGCCACCUCCGGAUUUAGUAGUUUCCAGGAGAGUGUCGCCCAGGUUCGCAGGUAAAGUCAGUCCGCUCGGGGAGGGGAGCAAGAAGCUACCUCAGGCUCUCAUCAUCGGGGUAAAGAAAGGAGGGACCCGGGCUCUGCUUGAGUUUCUUCGGGUUCAUCCUGACAUCAGAGCCGUGGGAGCCGAGCCGCACUUCUUCGACCGAAACUACCACAACGGGCUGGAGUGGUACAGAGAGCUGAUGCCCAAGACCCUGGAGGGCCAAAUCACAAUGGAGAAAACCCCCAGCUACUUUGUGACCAGGGAAGCUCCUGCUCGAAUCUCCGCCAUGUCCCGGAACACCAAGCUGAUCGUCGUAGUGAGGGAUCCUGUCACUAGAGCUAUCUCCGACUACACACAGACGCUGUCUAAGAAGCCUGACAUUCCCUCGUUUGAGAGCCUCACAUUUAAAAAUAGGACUACAGGGCUCAUUGACACAUCAUGGAGCGCCAUCCAGAUUGGCAUCUACGCCAAGCACCUGGACAACUGGCUGCAGUACUUCCCCAUGGAGCAGAUCCUGUUUGUGAGCGGCGAGCGUUUGAUCAGCGACCCAGCUGGAGAGCUGGGCCGUGUGCAAGACUUUCUCGGGCUCAAGAGGAUCAUCACAGACAAACAUUUUUAUUUCAACCAGACCAAGGGAUUCCCGUGCCUGAAGAAAGCAGAAGGCAGCAGCAAGCCCCACUGCCUUGGAAAAACCAAAGGGCGAAUCCAUCCAAACAUUGACCCUGAGGUGGUGCAGAGACUACGAGACUUCUACAGACCCUUCAACAUGAAGUUCUACCAGAUGACAGGAAGAUUUUUUGGUUGGGAUGACUGAAUGUUUAGUUUAAUUUGGUUUUUUUUCUCUUGAAGUUGAGGACUAUCAGAGAGACUGCAAAGGGUCACAACUGACAGAAAAUCAAUAUAAGAUUUUGAGAAUAAAGUUUUGUUGUUAUGAGAAUAAAGUUUUAAUUACAAUAACAUAGUUAUUGGGGGAAAAAGGCUACUUUGGCAAAAAAAAAAAAUUAAUGGAUAAUUCCAAACAUAUAUAAUUAUCAUAUUAAAUUUAGUUUAUUAAAAAUUUUGUAUAUAGAAAUAGUUAUAUUUAAAAAAAAAAUCUUUUCUAACAUAAAAAAUGAUUAAAUAAUAAUUAUUUGCUAUAUAUUUGAAUGAUAGUACUUUUAUUUAUAGUAGUCAACCCCCUGCCAACCACAGGUCACUAGGGAAAAAUGUGUGUUCCGCACACGGUUGGCGAGUGGUUGCCGGAGGUUGCUGGAUGUUGCCAAGUGAGAUCUGGCCACAGACCUUCUUGAUUAUUUCGGAGGCUAACAGAUUGCAGUGUUGCCUGUGGACGACCCGAGCUUGUCUCUAAACACUCACCAAACACUUAAUGAGAAGAAAACAUUCUGCUUCAAAGCAUCUUCAUUACAAACUGCAUGAGACGGCUGCAACUCGCUAGCAACCUAAGGCAAGGAGAUUGCCUGUUUGCAACCAAUUUCACCUAGCUACUGGCAGAAAACCCCAGCAACCACUUUACAGCUGGUCAGAAAAUAUUCAUUUUUCGAUGGCUGCUAGGGGCUGGCUGGUCUCUAAAUCUGUGUGACUACAGCCUAAAAUAUCAGAAAAAGGAUUCGUGGAUUUAAACCCAGAAUCUCCAUAUUUACAGACUUUAGGCAUGGCUGUGAACUGAGCCAGGUUAGAAGGAAAUGAUAUACUGAUUUAAAAGAAGUGAUUUUGUUUAUUAGUUCACUUGCAUAUGCAUCAUUUGGCAUUUGUGUUUUUUUACGAGUAGCUUACUGAGGGUGAUACAAAAUGGUAUAAGAGAAAAAAAACCAAAAAACUUUUUUCUGCUACUUUAUUCAGAACAUUGGAGUUCAAAAACCAUGGAAAUUCCUUAGACUUUCUCUAAAAAUGAUUUCCCUAGUGGUUUUUAACCCCUUAUAAAUGGCAUAGCUUUAUGCUAAUCUUGUAUUUUUCUCAAAUUAGUGCAAAUUAAUAUUCGAAAUUUAAAAAUAAAAAAAACUAUAUAUGUAAAAUUAUUAUAAUCAUUAUUAUUAUUAUAUUAUCAAUAUUAGUAUUGCCACUUUUAAUGCCUUUUUUUUUUUUUUGCCGAGAUAUGACAUUUUUUCCUAAUAAUUUUGAAGAAUAUUUACACUUUUUCUAAGAACCAGUACUUUUAUGCACUCGUUUGCUUACCGUUCUCUUAGAUUCCCAAAUCUGUUCUCAAAGUCUUGUAUUUUUUUUCCAAACAGUGUUCCCACCACUCCAUCCUCAGCAUUAACGCACUAGCAGCAAUACGGGCCGUUAAAAAAGAGCAAGACGCCCUAUCUCACCUCAGUGGCAGUUUUGAUAUGCAAUAUUUCUCUGCUUCAUUUCCAUCCUCAGAGCUCGUUGUGAUCCACGCUCAUGGAGAUGUUUUCUUCAAAAAAAGAAAAAAAUAGAGUGAGUUGUUGAAGGAUUUGCAUCAUAUCUGUCUGCAUUAUCUGGGGAAACUUUUUUUUCUUUCACGUUGCAAGUCCUCGGCUGUGAAACGGAAAUUAUUGUGUGCUGUGCUUCCUCAAGAGCAUGGGUGAAAUCCCAUAGUGUCCAGGGGCUUCUGAUAAAAACUAAUGCCAUAUAUUAAACAUAACUGCUUUAAAAUGUUCACAUUUUCUCUAGCAAAAGUAAUAUGAAAAGAUAAAACAUAGUUAUUUUUUGAAAUGUAUUUAUUCGAGAGGUACACGAGAAGCAAGUAUGCAUUCUGAGCAACUCCUCGGUGAGUGUUUCCUCGUUUAUUAUUAUGUUUUCCGUGCUUUUAGAGUUUUGUUUGUUUUGUACUGUGUGCGCUAAAAACGUGUUAUCCUCGUUUUAAUUUCAGGUCAUUCAUUUCAUUAUGUAUUUACUAUACAUGGAUGAAUGUGGUGUGGGAAUACUUUCAGUUCCAGAGUUGUGAGUUUGUUAUUUCAAGGGUCGUUUACCCACCUUCAGUUAAUGAAGCUGCAAGCAAAGAUAGCACUCACUGUUAUUCAAGAGACAUCGACUCCAUUGGAGGAAAAGGGCCUUCCCAAACUGUGACUCAGAUUUCCUCAACAUGCCUCCUUGUGUAUUGAAUACACUUAAUGUCACUUGCCUUCCUUGCUUUGAGGCAAUGUGUAUGUGUGUGUGUGUGUGUGUGUGUGUGUGUGUGUGUGUGUGUGUGUGUGUGUGUGUGGACACUGUGCUAAACCCAGGGAGCAUGAGAAUAAUGACUGAGUUGUGUUCCUUCUUUGUCCACUUGUAUUGUGAGCUACUUUCUGAAAGCAGAUGUGCCUCAAAAGAUAACGCAAUCAACAAUGUUAACAAUGUUAUUUUCUGUGUGUGUGUGUGUGUGUGUGUGUGUGUGUGUGUGUGUGUGUGUGUGUGUGUGUUUGUGCGUGGCUGUGCGAGAGAGCUUCAGAGAAGAACCUUAUAUAGACUUUGGAGAGAUUAUGUAACCAAUCUAACUUUAUUGUUGCGACUGUUUCUUUCUUAAAGUGUUGAGUUUUUUUCGGGCACUCGUUGAAUAAAAGAUGUUAUAUGUAAAUAUUUUGUGUACCCGAGCCCCUCUCCCUCUCUCUCUCUUUUUUUGGGGGGGUGGGGGGGGAUCAUAGCUGUAACUUCAUUGCAAAAAUCCAGGCAUAAGGUGUAUCCACACUCAUAAGGAUGAGACACUGAAGCUCAGCCUCCUACGGGAUGAUAACACCCAUUGGUUCCUGCUUUCCCGUCUCUUCUGUUACACCUUCCCAUAUUGUCUCAGCUUAUCUCUGCCCAGCCUCCACGGAAGAGUGUCAAAAGGACUCAUUGGGCAUUUUACAAGAUGGUUAAAGUCUGAAAGCCUUUUUGGUGUGGGGAGCAUCUUGAAAACUUAGGUACAAGCAUUUUUUUUGGAAUAAAGCCGGGAAGUUGAAGUAGUACCUGUGGGGUCCUUGGGUUGGAAAAUGCAUUUAGUUUGCAUAUGACAAACAGAGCAAAUAAACACCUGCACUACCUAAACACUUAUUUUUUCUUUUAGUUUGCACGUCCAUAACUGUAAAACAAAUAUUGUGUGCUAUGCUUCUUAAAGUGGUUUGGUGAAAUCACUCUGUGUCCAGGGGCUUUUGAUAAAACGCUAAUGCCAUGUAUUAAACAUAACUGCUUUACUUUAUUUUUUUACAUUUUUCUAGCGAAAGUAAUAUAAAAAGGUAGAACAUUGGUUUUUUUUCACAUGUAUUUAUUUGAGAAGUACACGAACAGUGAGUAUGCAUUUUGAGCAGCUCCUUGGUGAGUUCUUCCUCUUUUAUAUUCUAGUGUGUUGGCAGCAACUUGAAGACUCAAGAACAGGCUUAUUGUAGAAUAAAGUCCAGGAAGCUGAAGUAAUUUUUGGGAGCUCUUUGGGUUGGUAACUGCAUUUGUUUACAUUUGAUAAAUAAGGCUAAAUGUGUUGCAAUUUUGUUAAUCCACGACAAACUUUGUUCAUCUGUUCUGCAUGUCAAAAAUAUCACAGGUAAGGUUCUCGGCCCUGGUCCUUGCACAGAAACACUAAGGUUGGCCAGAAAAGAGAAAGACGUCAUUAGUUGGAUCAAGUCUGCUUUCACCAGGAUACAAGAAAAAGAAAAGGCUGAUGUGGACAUUGUGAGCCAUGUUCAAAAUCUGAUAAAUGCAUCGAACACGCUAUUGUAACCUAAGCUUGCACCUCCCGCAGCUUAUCCAUUGUGCAUGCCAACUUUUUAGGCAUCUGGGUUCAUACACAUCACGGAUGGCCGGUUAAACUUGUGACACACCCAACAAAUAAAAGCAAAGGUUCUUCGAUCUACUGUGCCUACUGUUUCAAAGAAGCGUGCUGUGCGAAACAUUGCUUUAACCCUUGUUUAUAUGUUCUGCAAAAGAGGUGAGCUUUAGUCUUAUAGCAGUGCAGUCUGAAACAAGUACAGUACCCUUAUAACCUCUAAAUUACAGGAGCACACAGUGCUUGUCGACUCUUGUUCUUUUGCAUUUUGCUGGCAUGCAUUGUUUGACAGCUAGUACAGAUUAAAGGAUGUCAGACUUUCUCUAAGAUCUCAUGACUGUGGCACCAAUGCACAAAUAACAGAGUGACAAUAAACAGAAUGCUGAGUUUUAAAAUGCUUCUGUGACAAGCCUUCCCCCAGUUUAAACCCAAGAACUGCCAAACCAGUACCCAACCAUUUGGACUGCUUUUAACUCGGGGAAAGUGCCAAGUGUGGUAAGGCGGAAAGAGAUGUGUGGUAUAUGUUGGAGAAUAUGCUGAUUCUGAGCAUCAUGUUUAAUGUUUUAAUUAAUGCUUUUCCAGAGUUAACUUGUUAAAAUGUGUCUAAUGAGUGACAGUUUAAGCAACAUUAUAAGUUAACUGUGUAAGUAAUUGUUCUUUCAUAUUGUGAAAGUGGCAAAGAGGAAUCGGCAACUGUGCUGCCAGUGGGAGAGUAAUGUGUUGCAGCCCACUGCGGAGUUGUUUUCUUUGUUGUCAUCUUUAAUUUUAGUUUUCAUUUUAAAGUUAGAGUUUCAUAGUAUAUGUUUCAUGUUUAGCCAUUUUUUAUUCUUUUUCUUAGACUUGAGGUUUUCUUCAGUUUUUUACCCAUUUCUGUAAAGAAAAGGGAAACAAAAAACUCACUGCUGUUUCUACUGAAACAACUCUGUUGCUUGUGAAGCUUGCACACAAGAAUUUCACUCGC
Molecule: messenger RNA, 6320 nt
Organism: Oreochromis aureus
Lineage: Eukaryota; Metazoa; Chordata; Actinopteri; Cichliformes; Cichlidae
Product: heparan sulfate glucosamine 3-O-sulfotransferase 3A1-like
Exons: 2
Coding region: 305-1495 (396 amino acids)
Molecular function (GO): [heparan sulfate]-glucosamine 3-sulfotransferase activity
Source: RefSeq, a predicted model, not a curated record